Trichechus manatus latirostris (Florida manatee) is the source of this 3489-nucleotide messenger RNA. It is a transcript of the gene XNDC1N, whose product is annotated as XRCC1 N-terminal domain containing 1, N-terminal like. Gene Ontology annotation, molecular function: inositol 1,4,5 trisphosphate binding; damaged DNA binding; store-operated calcium channel activity. The transcript has 19 exons. Gene Ontology annotation, biological process: single strand break repair; regulation of cytosolic calcium ion concentration; calcium ion transmembrane transport. The coding region runs from base 1 to 3489 and encodes 1162 amino acids. Lineage: Eukaryota; Metazoa; Chordata; Mammalia; Sirenia; Trichechidae. Gene Ontology annotation, cellular component: plasma membrane; cation channel complex; nucleus. The record is from RefSeq and is a predicted model, not a curated record.
AUGGCACCGGUGAAGAUCAGCCACGUGGUAUCAUUUUCCUCUCAGGAUCCCAAGUAUCCUGUGGAGAACCUACUGAACCCAGACAGUCAGAGGGGACCUUGGCUCAGCUGCCCUCAGGACAAAAGUGGGCAACUGAAAGUGGAACUGCAGCUGGAGAGAGCAGUGCCCAUUGGCUACAUCGAUGUUGGUAACUGUGGCUGUGCUUUCCUGCAAAUCGAUGUGGGUCGUUCGUCCUGGUCCCUGGACAGGGCUUUCGUCACCCUGCUCCCUGCAACCAUGCUAAUGUCCUUAGCUGAUUCAAAGCAGGGGAAGAACCGCUCAGGGGUCCGCAUGUUUAAAGAUGAUGAUUUCCUAGCCCCAGCCUCAGGUGAGUCAUGGGAUCGACUUCGCCUCACCUGCUCCCAACCCUUCACACGUCAUCAGUCCUUUGGCCUGGCCUUCCUGCGGGUUCGUUCCUCUCUGGACUCCUUAGAGGAUCCCAUGACAGGCCCCUCAGCACUUGUGAGCUCUGGGCUGAGCCAGGGGUCUUCUGAUGCUCAGGAGUCUGGUCCUAGCCCCUGGAUGGCUAAUCCUUCUAUCCGGAGGACAUUCUUCCCAGAUCCCCAGACGAGCACCAAGGAAAUUUCAGAGCUCAAGAAUUUUCUAAAGCAGCUGCAGCCAGGGAUUCUGGGGCGUUCAGCCCGCAUGGUGCUUUCAGCUGCCCACAGGGCGCCCCCAGCCAGUGUGGCAGACCCAAGGAACAACCACGCAGAACCAGGUCACAGUCAUCCUGAUGGCUCAGAUUUCUGUCUAACUCUAACUCUCGGCCAAACGGGAGGGGAACAGCACGACAACAUCAACCCCAAACCGAAAGCAACGGACAGAGACGACACCAACCCCAAACCCAAAGCCAUGGACAGAGGCGACAACACCAACCCCAAAUCCAAAGCAGUGAUGUCCAGGAUAGUGGACAAUGCCCCAUUUGUGCUGCCACAGCCUAACUGGACCGAGAUCGUGAACAAAAAGCUGAAGUUCCCAUCUCAACUCCUGGGUGCCAUCCAGGAGGGGCGUCUAGGCUUUGUGCAGCAGCUGCUGGAGUUGGGGGUGGAGACGACAGGUGGCAGUGGGCCCCUGCAGAAUGUGGAGGAGGCCGAAGACCGCUCCUGGAGGGAAGCUCUCAACCUGGCCAUCCGCCUGGGCCAUGAGGCCAUCACCGGUAUACUGUUGGCUAAUGUCAAGUUCGACUUCCAGCAGAUCUAUGAGGCACUGCUAGUGGCAGUGGAUACAAACCAGCCAGCAGUGGUGCGUCGCCUGCUGGCCCGGCUGGAACGGGAGAAGGGCCGCAAAGUGGACACUAGGUCUUUCUCACUAGCUUUCUUUGACUCAUCAAUCGAUGGCCCCCGCUUUGCACCUGGUGUCACUCCACUCACCCUGGACUGCCAGAAGGACCUGUAUAAGAUUGCACAGCUGCUCAUGGAUCAGGGCCAUACCAUCGCCCAGCCCCACCCAGUCUCCUGUGCCUGCCUCGAGUGCAGCAACGCCUGCCACUACAACUUGCUGAAGUUCUCCCUGUCCCGCAUCAACACCUACCGAGGCAUUGCCAGCAAGGCCCACUUCUCACUGGCCAGUGAAGAUGCCAUGCUGGCUGCCUUCCAGCUCAGCCGGGGCAGGUUUGCUUCCGUACAGCCUAAGUACAUUGCCCUGGAGUCACUGAGCCAGGACUACGGCUUUGAACUGCUGGGCAUGUGCCGGAACCAGAGUGAGGUGACUGCGGUGCUCAAUGACCUGGGCAAGGACAACGAGACUGAGCCUGAGGCUGAGGGCCUGGGCCAAGCCUUUGAGGAGGGCAUCCCCAACCUAUUUGUAGCACACCCCAUCUGCCAGCAAGUCCUGUCCUCCAUCUGGUGUGGGAACCUGGCCGGCUGGUGUGGAAGCACCACCAUCUGGAAGCUCUUUGUCUUCUUCCUCAUCUUCCUCACCAUGCCCUUCCUCUGCCUUGGCUACUGGCUGGCACCCAAGUCCCGGCUGGGCCGUCUGCUAAAGAUCCCAGUGCUGAAGUUCCUGCUGCACUCCACCUCCUAUCUGUGGUUCCUCAUCUUCCUGCUGGGAGAGUCCCUGGUCAUGGAGACGCAGCUCAGCACCCUCCGUGGGCGCAGCCAGCACAUCUGGGAGACUUCCCUACACAUGAUUUGGGUCACAGGCUUCCUCUGGUUUGAGUGUACGGAGGUGUGGAUCGAGGUGGAACUUCCUGGAUGUGUCCCUCCUCUUCCUUGGCCCUCGGCCCCAACCCCCAUUCCACCCUACACUGAGAGAAGUGAGUGGUGCACCGAGGAUCCCCAGUUCUUGGCUGAGGUGCUGUUUGCUGUCACCAGCAUGCUCAGCUUCACCCGCCUGGCCUAUAUUCUGCCAGCCCACGAGUCACUGGGCACUUUGCAGAUUUCCGUUGGCAAGAUGAUCGACGACAUGAUACGGUGUUUCAUGUUCACCCUCAUGAUCAUCCUGACCGCCUACCUCUGUGGCCUCAACAACAUCUAUGUGCCCUACCAAGAGACACAGCGGCUGGGCAAGAAUGCUGGGGCAGAGACAGGUUUCAACGAGACAUUCCAGUUUCUGUUCUGGACCAUGUUUGGCAUGGAAGAGCACAGCGUGGUAGACAUGCCUCGGUUUCUGGUGCCUGAAUUCAUGGGCCAGGCCCUCUACGGCAUCUUUACCAUCGUCAUGGUCCUUGUGCUGCUCAACGUGCUCAUUGCCAUGAUCACCAACUCCUUCCAGAAGAUUGAGGAUGAUGCUGAUGUGGAGUGGAAGUUUGCUCUCUCCAAGCUCUACCUGUCCUACUUCAGAGAGGGCCUGACGUUGCCUGUGCCCUUCAACAUUCUGCCUUCCCCCAAGUCUAUCUUCUACCUUCUCAGGAGAAUUUUCCGGUUCAUUUGCUGUUGCUGCUCCUGCUGCAAAAGCAAGAAGCCAGACUAUCCCCCAGUCCCCACCUUUGCCAAUCCCGGGGCAGGGACAGGGCCUGGUGAGGGAGAGCGAGGAUCCUACCAGCUUCGUGUCAUCAAGGCCCUGGUCCAACGCUACAUAGAGACUGCCCGGCGUGAGUUCAAGGAGACUCAUUGGAAAGACCUGGGCAACAGACUUACAGAGCUGACCAAGACCGUAUCUCAACUGCAAAGUGAGGUAGCUGGUGUACGGUGGACUCUCACAGAAGGUGGGACACCCCGGCCACCCAGCGGUGCCAACAUCCUCAGUCGCUACAUCACCCGAGUGCAUAACAGCUUCCAGAACCUGGGGCCCCCCAUCCCUGAGACCCCAGAGCUAACAUUGCCAGGGGUUAUGGAAGCCCAAGUGUCUUCAGACACUGGGCCUCAGAAUGCGGGAAGGGCGAGGACUCCAGCUUCUGGAGAGUCUGGCCCCUCCUCCCCAGCUCAAGUGCUAGUGCAUAGAGAACAAGAAGCAGGUGGGGCUGGGGACCUGCUCCAGGAGGAGGGUUUGGAGACCAAGGGAGAGUCCUAG